This is a messenger RNA of Oryza sativa Japonica Group (Japanese rice), 1602 nucleotides long. Its product is annotated as tobamovirus multiplication protein 3. The record is from RefSeq and is a predicted model, not a curated record. NCBI's taxonomy places the organism in Eukaryota, Viridiplantae, Streptophyta, Magnoliopsida, Poales, Poaceae.
CGGAUGAGAAAAAAACCGGAAAAAACUUGGCCGAUCUCCUCCUCACCGCACGGCAAAGGCUCCUUUCCCCUUUCCCGCAAGGCUCCCACGCUGACGAAAUCGACGCCGAUUUCCCGAAAUCCCCAAUCCCCAAUCCAGAAUCCACUCGCUUUUCGAUAAAAUUUCUGUUGAUUGCGUCGAAACCUUCGCAAUCCUCUCGCACGCAUCACGCCUUGCGCGCCGCAUCUCGUAGCCCUGAAUUUUGAUUUGAUUCUGCUGCCUCCGGCGCGCCCCUGAUUGGCGAGGAGGUGGUGGUGGUUGUGGUGGGUGCGGCCAUGGCGGCUUCGACGGCGGCGGCGGUGGCACCGGACUGGUGGAACGACGUGAACAACUCGCCGAUGUGGCAGGACCGCUCCUUCCACGCCCUCGCCACGCUAUACGGCGCCGUCUCGUUCGUCGCGCUGGUCCAAUUGAUCAGAAUCGAAUGUAGAGUACCUGAGUACGGAUGGACGACACAGAAGGUGUUCCAUUUCAUGAACUUUAUUGUGAAUGGAGUGCGGUCAAUCGUGUUUGUGCUCCGACGAGAUGUGCAACUUGUGCAGCCUGAGGUAUUUCAACAUGUGCUCAUUGAUUUUCCGGGGCUUGCAUUCUUCACAACCUAUGCUCUGUUAGUGCUCUUCUGGGCUGAGAUUUACUAUCAGGCACGGGCAAUGUCUACUGAUGGGCUCAGACCAGCUUUUUAUACAAUCAAUGGAGUGGUCUAUGCAAUCCAGAUAAUACUUUGGAUGGCGUUGUGGUGGAAACCAGUUCGAGCAAUGGUCAUCUUGUCUAAGAUGUUCUUUGCAGCGACAUCUUUAUUUGCUGCCCUUGGAUUUCUUCUCUAUGGAGGGAGGCUAUUUCUGAUGUUACAGCGUUUUCCAGUUGAAUCAAAAGGAAGGCGUAAAAAGUUGAAUGAGGUUGGAUAUGUGACAACCAUAUGCUUUUCUGGCUUCUUGAUCAGAUGCGUAAUGAUGUGCUUAAAUGCGUUUGAUAAAGAAGCCGAUCUUGAUGUUCUGAACCAUCCAAUCCUAAACUUCUUCUACUACUUGUUGGUUGAGAUUGUACCUUCAGCUUUGGUGCUGUUCAUAUUAAGGAAACUACCACCUAAACGGGGGAUCACACAGUACCAUCCAAUCCAUUAGAUCAGUCCAGGGAUCCCCAAUGUGCCCUUGCAAAUUGUUCCUUCAAACUGGUGAGUACAGAAAUGUAAAUCUUAACCACGGAUUUCUUUGUAGGUAGGUUGCUUGGUUUUCAUGUGAAAAAAGCUCAACAAAAAUUCUGGGAUAUAUAUAGUUUGUAAAAAGUCUAACAUCCCGUCAUCCCAAAUUCCUGCAAUUGCUGUACUGCGACCCAGGAGUAUUCUGCAACUACAGGUUUUCUUCUGUAAACUGAAGGACAAAUAUGCUUUGAUUAUUUGUUUGAUUAUUUGUAAUAAUGUCAGCUUUGGUUUAUUGUUCCUGGUAAAAAGCCCCUUGCACGCUUCCUCCUGACUCCCCAGUGGUACACAUUGUUCAUUACUACCUUUUUUUAGCCUGGACAAUACUGGGCAAUGUUGUGUUCCUUGGCAGAGUAUUUUCCCUUUUA